AUGGAGACACCAAAACAAAGGUACCGGACGGUGAGGAGUGUGGGAGAGGACUGUCAUGACGAAAAUGACCUCAAGACUUUGAUAGCUGAUAAACAUGAUCCUAUUUGCUUUAAGCGAUUUCAACCCUCCGGCCUAAUGCACAUUGCUGAGGGGAUUAUGGAGGUGAUGAAUGUAAACAAGCUGACCAAAGCCGGGUGCAGAGUCAGAAUCUUGAUUGCAGAUCAGUUAGCACGCAUGAACAAGAAGUUGGGGGGAGACAUGGAGAAGAUAGAGACUGUUGGACUAUAUAUGAUUGAGGUGUGGAAAGCAUUGGGGAUGAGUCUGGAAGAUGGAAAAGUCGAGAUAUUGUGGUCUUCAAAGGAGGUUGGCUCGAGAGUAAAUGAGUAUUUGGAUCUUGUCGCAGAUAUAAUUGACAAAAAUAGUCUUGCAAGGCUAAAGAGCUGCUGGAAAUUUAUGGAUCGAACUGAUGAAGUAAUGAAUUUAAAUGCGUCCCAGAUUUCUACCUUAGGCAUGCAGUGUGCAGAUAUAUUUUUCCUACAGGCUGACAUCUGCCAGUUUGGAAUGGAUAAGCGGGAAGUGAACAUUCUUGCAAGAGAGUACUGUGAUAAAAUCCACCAGAAGAACAAGCCUAUUGUUUUGUCACACCAUAUAUUACCCGGAUUGAAGGAAGGGAAGGAUAAAAUGUCAAAGAAGAUUCCCAGUUCUGCCAUAUUCAUAAACGAUAGUGAGGCUGAAGUAAUUCGGAAGAUAGGGGAAGCUUACUGCCCUGAAAUGGUUGUUGAAGGGAAUCCGUGUUUGGAGUACAUAAGGUACAUCAUUUUCCCCUGGUUUAAUGGAUUCGUUGUCGAGCUAAACGAACAGGAUGGCGGUGUUAGGGCCUUCGAAAGAUUUGAAGAUCUGGUUGUUCAUUAUGAAUGUGGUAUUCUGCAACCAGAUGACCUUAAAGUGGCUUUAUCCAUAGCCAUUAACAAAAUAUUGCAGCCCGUACGAAACUACUUCGAGGAUAAUGAUACUGCUAAACAGCUUUUGCGAAGUGUUUUGAACUAUGGAGUCUCCGGGUGA
This is a messenger RNA of Fragaria vesca subsp. vesca, 1062 nucleotides long. RefSeq names its product tyrosine--tRNA ligase-like. The transcript has 10 exons. The record is from RefSeq and is a predicted model, not a curated record. The coding region runs from base 1 to 1062 and encodes 353 amino acids. NCBI's taxonomy places the organism in Eukaryota, Viridiplantae, Streptophyta, Magnoliopsida, Rosales, Rosaceae.